This is a messenger RNA of Elephantulus edwardii (Cape elephant shrew), 855 nucleotides long. It is a transcript of the gene SUMF1, whose product is annotated as sulfatase modifying factor 1. Gene Ontology annotation, cellular component: endoplasmic reticulum. Bases 1 to 855 code for a protein of 284 amino acids. The record is from RefSeq and is a predicted model, not a curated record. The transcript is spliced from 8 exons. NCBI's taxonomy places the organism in Eukaryota, Metazoa, Chordata, Mammalia, Macroscelidea, Macroscelididae.
AUGGUGCUCAUCCCGGCUGGCACGUUCACCAUGGGAACCGAUGACCCCCAGAUACAGCAGGACGGGGAAGCUCCUGCACGGAGGGUCACCGUCCACGCCUUCUACAUGGACGCCCAUGAAGUCAGCAAUGCUGAAUUCGAGAAGUUCGUCAACGCCACAGGCUAUCUGACUGAGGCUGAGAAGUUUGGGGACUCCUUCGUCUUUGAGGGCAUGCUGAGUGAGCAGGUGAAGACGGACAUACAGCAGGCCGUGGCGGCCGCUCCCUGGUGGUUACCUGUCAAAGGCGCUAACUGGAGGCACCCGGAGGGGCCUGACUCGACGGUUCUGCACAGGCUGGACCACCCGGUUCUGCAUGUCUCCUGGAACGACGCAGUGGCCUACUGUACGUGGGCAGGGAAGCGGCUGCCCACGGAGGCCGAGUGGGAGUACAGCUGUCGGGGCGGCCUGGAGAACAGGCUGUUCCCCUGGGGCAACAAGCUGCAGCCGAGAGGCCAACAUUACGCCAACAUCUGGCAGGGCCACUUUCCUGUGAGCAACACCGGGGAGGAUGGCUUCCGAGGGACCGCGCCCGUUGACGCCUUUCCUCCCAACGGUUACGGCUUGUACAACAUGGUGGGCAACGUGUGGGAGUGGACCUCAGACUGGUGGACCGUCCAGCAUUCCGCUGAGGAAAUGCUCAACCCGAAGGGCCCUCCUUCCGGGAGAGACCGGGUGAAGAAGGGUGGAUCCUACAUGUGCCAUAAGUCCUAUUGCUACAGGUAUCGCUGCGCCGCUCGGAGCCAGAACACACCUGACAGCUCAGCCUCCAACCUGGGCUUCCGCUGUGCAGCCGACCACCUGCCCACCUCGGGCUGA